Messenger RNA from Sapajus apella (tufted capuchin), 2335 nucleotides. It is a transcript of the gene NKAPL, whose product is annotated as NFKB activating protein like. Gene Ontology annotation, biological process: regulation of gene expression. Bases 756 to 1982 code for a protein of 408 amino acids. Gene Ontology annotation, molecular function: chromatin binding. Gene Ontology annotation, cellular component: nucleus. The transcript has a single exon. Lineage: Eukaryota; Metazoa; Chordata; Mammalia; Primates; Cebidae. The record is from RefSeq and is a predicted model, not a curated record.
UGGUGGUGGGCACCUGCAGUCCCAGCUCCUCGGGAGGCUGAGUUGGAUCACCUGAACCCGGGAAGUCAAGUCUGCCCUGAGCUGUGAUCCUUCCACUGCACCCGAACCUGGGCGACAAAGACCCUUUCUUUAAAAAAAAGUACAACUCUGUCCUUCACCUAGCUCAGAGACUGAGAAAUCGAUUCAAAAGAAGUUUCGGUGCUUGCUUCCCGUGGUAACAAGGGAGAUUGGGAAGUGAUUAAUUAAACACAUUUCCUCCACGAAUAGGAUGGACAAGGUCCUUUUUUAGGAAGGUAAAAAGGAGGGGCGUUGGUAGUAGGGAUCUUCCACAGAGGGGUAAAGUCAAGGAGACGGAAAUGAAGCGUUUGAACAAAGGGUGAGAAGCAAACUGGUAAAAGGCGAAAUCGAAGAAGUGGGUGUUUCAACGGUAGAGAGAAUAAUAGACGCAAAUUCGUCCUUUUACGUUCCCAGACGGCUCAGGUGGGGGAACAUAAGUCCUCACAAGCGCGCCCUAAUCCUAGCCACUUCCCUCACGAAGCUUUCACGCAGCCCCGGCCAAGGCCAGCGCCUCACAGCACACGCGCGGAUUCGUUUUUCCUCUGCUGACUGACAGGAAGCGGAAGCCGUGCGUGGGCGGCCGUUUCUAGUGCGCCUGCGUGGGAGGCCGUGUUUCGUGCUCCUGCGCGGCGGUGAAUCGCCGCCCUGCCUCUGUGUCUCCAGUAACUGCCCAGCGUUAACCGUUUAAGUCGCGGCUCAUGCCCCCAGUCUCCCGGUCCCGCUAUUCCGAGGACGUCCUGAGCUCUCGUAGACGGCGACGCAGCUCCUCGGGGAGCCCAGCAUCCGCGCGGAGCAGACGUUCCUCUAGGGAUGGCCGUUCGCGCUCUCACUCCCGCGGCCGUGAGGGCCUCAGGCCUCCUUGUAGUGAGUCGGGCGUGGACGUUCUUUACCCCAUUUGUACCUCUGGGUCGCAGGAGCGGCCCCCAGGGCUCCGCACCUACGCUUUACCUUCCUCCUCGUUGACCUCGUUGAGCGGAUAUCGCCACCGUCGCCACCAGUAUGCGGAAGAACGGCAGUGGGUGGAAGACUACGCGAAGGAGAAGGAAGAGAGCUAUGGGCAGAGGAGGCUGAAGGAGAGAGAGAGGAUUGGGGAGUUGGGAGCACCUGAGGUGUGGGGCCUGUCCCCAGAGUUUCCUGAACCAGAUUCUGAUGAACAUAGCCCAGUUGAGGAUGAAGAGGUAAAGCACAGGAAGAGCAGCGGCUCAGACUCCAGCUCGGAAGAAAAUGGGAAAAAGAAGACCAGUCGUUCAAGAAACAAGAAAAAAAGAAAGAAUAAGUUGUCUAAAAGAAAACAUAGGAAGUCUUCUGAUGAUAGUGACAGUAACUCAAACCCAGAAAAAAAUUCUAACUCUGAUGAUAAUAAAAAGAGAGUUAAAAAAGCCAAGAAGAAAGAGAAGAAAAAGAAACGAAAAACAAAAGAACCCAAGAAAAAGAAGAAUAAGAAGACUAAAAAAGAAUCCAGUGACUCAAGCUGUAAAGAUUCAGAAGAGGAGUUGUCUGAAGAUACGUGGAUGGAGCAGCCAAAUAUUGCAGAUACUAUGGAUUUAAUAGGUCCAGAAGCACCUAUAAUACAUACCUCUCAAGAUGAGAAACCUUUGAACUAUGGCCAUGCUUUGCUCCCUGGUGAAGGUGCAGCUAUGGCUGAAUAUGUAAAAGCUGGAAAGCGAAUCCCACGAAGAGGUGAAAUUGGGUUGACAAGUGAAGAGAUCGCUUCUUUUGAAUGCUCAGGUUAUGUCAUGAGUGGUAGCAGGCAUCGCAGAAUGGAGGCUGUACGACUACGUAAGGAGAACCAAAUCUAUAGUGCUGAUGAGAAAAGAGCUCUUGCAUCCUUUAACCAAGAAGAGAGACAAAAGAGAGAAAAUAAGAUUUUAGCCAGUUUUCGAGAGAUGGUGUACAAAAAGACAAAAGGGAAAGAUGACAAGUAAGGACUUGUUAGUUGCACAGCAGGACUUUUAACAAAAAAAUUUUAUAUGACCAGAAGUGUUAAAAGACUUUGCAGUGCUACUGUACUUAACGUAGUAAGUGUCUCAGGAAAAAGCUUCUUUUGUGAUGUCUUUAGCAGCUUAUUUUUUUUGACUUUAGAAAGUAACAGUUUUAAAAAUAGUCAUUACAGAGGGGAGUUAGUAAAAAGUGAAUCUUUCACCGCAGCCCCUGACACCUUUCUUCCAAAAAGUAUCUUUUUUAGUGUCCUCUACAUAGAAUGUACAUUCUGCACAUACACAAGGAUAUAUGUUGCAGGAUAAGGGUUAAGAGCUAUUAAAGUUUUUUUCUCCUGUUA